AUGGCACGAACGUCUCUACCACCACAAGGACCACUGCUACUAACGGCUGAAGGUUGGAAGAAGUUUAAGUUUGAAUGGGAAAACUACUUGGAGGGUGCAGAACUCACCGAGAAGUCGUCACGAGUGAAAGCUGCUUACUUCUUGUUGUUUUGUGGAGCUGCUGCUCAGGAACGGUACAAAUCGUUUACUUGGGUACAAGAAAACGACAAGCAUGACAUUGACAAGAUCCUGAGGAAGUUUGAGGAGGAGUUGAUGCCGACUGAAAAUAGGUGUAUUGAGAGAUUUGUGUUCAACACUCGGCAACAACAAGGUGAACCAGUGGCCGAGUUUGUUGCGGCCUUGCGACGUCUCGCUUCCACUUGUCAGUUUGAAAAGAUGACGCCUGAAAAUAUCAACGAAGAGCUCAUCCUCGGCAAGUUGGUGUGUGGUUUACCAGACAGUGCAGUGUGUCAUUGCUUGUUGGAGGAAGGUAACAAUUUGACCUUGGACAAGGCCAUCACCAUAGUUCAGUGUGCCAAGCAAGUGGCUCAACACUCGCGUGUUCUCAAAGGGGAAAAUGUGGAACAGUGUACAGUGUCUACAAAAGUGUCUGUAGUAAAACAGUCUGUGAUGACACCUCUCCAUGAGUCCUCGGCGCCUCACUCUGGGACUCAGUGUCCGAACUGUGGGGGAGACAGGCACUCCUUUACGUUUUGUCCCGCCCGUGGGAGGCAGUGUUUCAGUUGUGGGAAGUGGAAUCACUUCAGCAGUGUUUGUCGGGGUCGAUGGCCGAGGGAUUAUGCGUCACCACGAAAAACAAACUGGGUCAAUGCCAUCAACAGCAUCGGUCGGCUGGACGCCGCCACUUGUGAGUAUCAGCUGGAUAAGAAGAGUGUUCAGUUCUUAGUUGAUUGUGGAGCUGAAGUCAAUGUUAUGCCAGUGAACAUUUACAAAGCCACCACAGGUGAUAGCAUGAUGACAAAGGUGAACCCCACCCACGCAGCAGUUCUCAGAGGCUACGAAGGUUCGGUUGUCCCCACAUAUGGAACUGUGAAGCUUCGUCUCCACAACGCCCCACGCAAGCCACUGAUUUUGUUCUAUAUUGCAGAACGGUCUUCAGGUGCUCCUGCGGAGCCAAUUAUGGGCUUGAACACCAGCCUUGAAUUAGGGUUGAUCACACUUAACCUGGACGUCCAGCUGCAAUCUACAAGGAAGAGUGUGUGUGUAAUCAGCAACAUGAUAGUCACACCAAGAAAGAAAUGGAAAGAAAUUAAGGACGUAACUGAAGAGUUUCCGGAUGUGUUUGACUCCACAACUGUAGGCGACUUAGGAGUGACACAUCACAUCAAGUUGAAGCCCGACGUGCACCCGGUAGUCCACGCUCAACGACGCGUACAAGAACCGAUACAUGAAAAAGUUAGAGCUCAUCUGGAUGAACUGGUGAAAAAAGAGGUCAUCACACCGGUAAACGAGGCUACUGAUUGGAUAGGUUCGCCAGUUAUUGUUCUCAAGAAAAAUGGUUCUGUUCGAUUAUGUUUGGAUGUAAAGGAGCUUAACGCUGCGAUUUGCAGGGAGCACUACACCAUACCCACUGAACAGGAAGUAUCGUCACGCCUGGCAGGUGCCCGCGUGUUUUCACUGUUUGAUACACGGCAAGGCUUCCACCAUAUUCGCCUCGAUUACGAAUCCAGUUUACUGUGCACCUUUAACACACCUUUAACACUGUCGUGCAUUCCACGAGCGCUGUCGCAGUAA
Molecule: messenger RNA, 1734 nt
Organism: Portunus trituberculatus (swimming crab)
Lineage: Eukaryota; Metazoa; Arthropoda; Malacostraca; Decapoda; Portunidae
Exons: 1
Coding region: 1-1734 (577 amino acids)
Molecular function (GO): zinc ion binding; nucleic acid binding
Source: RefSeq, a predicted model, not a curated record